Messenger RNA from Helianthus annuus (common sunflower), 2555 nucleotides. Its product is annotated as subtilisin-like protease SBT5.3. The transcript is spliced from 11 exons. Bases 135 to 2444 code for a protein of 769 amino acids. The record is from RefSeq and is a predicted model, not a curated record. NCBI's taxonomy places the organism in Eukaryota, Viridiplantae, Streptophyta, Magnoliopsida, Asterales, Asteraceae. Gene Ontology annotation, biological process: proteolysis. Gene Ontology annotation, molecular function: serine-type endopeptidase activity.
CACUGAUGUUGUAACAUAACAGAAGUCUUUAAAUAGAAAGCAGGUGUGGGCAAAAGAGAUGUUCAUAUGCUCUUAAUAUCUUCUGCUCCUGUGAAGCAGAGGAGUGGUCAAGCAUUGCUACAACACAGAGAGCAAUGAGAACAAGUAGUGCUAAUUUUCUGUAUCUUCUACUUUCUUCUCUACUGUUGCAUAGACCCACCAUUGCUGCUAAAAGGUCAUAUGUUGUGUAUCUAGGAGCUCAUUCACAUAGUUAUGAUGUUACUCAAACUGAUUUCGAUCGCGUAACCGACACUCACUAUGAGUUUCUUGGUUCUUGUUUGGGAAGUAAAGAUAAGGCCAAAGAUGCUAUAUUCUACUCGUACACAAGGCAUAUUAACGGUUUUGCUGCCAUGCUUGAAGAUGUAGAAGCUGUGAAGAUAGCUAAGCACCCCAGGGUGGUCUCAGUGUUCUUGAACAGAGGUAGAAAGUUACACACAACUAGAUCAUGGGAUUUCAUGGGGCUCGAAGAUAACGGCGUAAUACGGUCGAGUUCGAUCUGGAAGAAGGCGAGAUUUGGUGAAAAUACCAUCAUAGGAAACCUUGAUACAGGCGUUUGGCCAGAAUCAAAAAGCUUUAGCGAUGAUGGAAUGGGACCGAUUCCAUCAAAGUGGAAAGGGGUCUGUCAAAAUGGUGCAGAUGCUACCUUUCACUGUAAUCGGAAACUAAUAGGAGCAAGAUACUUCAACAAAGGUUAUGCUUCUGUGGUGGGACCGUUAAACUCCUCGUUUGAAUCGCCACGUGACCAUGAAGGGCAUGGGUCCCACACGUUAUCAACGGCUGGGGGCAACUUUGUAUCAGACGCCAGUGUAUUUGGGUAUGGGAAUGGAACGGCUAAAGGCGGGUCACCAAACGCUCGGGUUGCUGCAUAUAAAGUUUGUUUCCCACCUGUGAGUGGAAAUGAGUGCUUCGAUGUAGAUAUUUUAGCAGCAUUCGAUAUGGCCAUUCAAGAUGGAGUAGAUGUGUUAUCGGUAUCUCUUGGUGGUGACGCCGUUCCCUUUUUUAACGAUAGUGUUGCCAUUGGCUCUUUUCAUGCUGUCAAGCAUGGGAUAGUUGUGGUUUGCUCUGCUGGAAAUUCUGGACCCGAUGAUGGCACGGUUUCCAAUGUUGCCACCUGGCAGAUCACGGUUGGAGCUAGUACGAUGGAUCGCCAGUUCCCUAGCUAUGUUGUUUUGGGAAAUAACAUGCAGUUCAAGGGAGAAAGUCUUUCUGCUAAAGCCUUACCGAAAAACAAAUUCUUUCCGAUUAUAAGCUCUCUAGAAGCCAAAGCAGCCAAUGCAAAUGCAAUAGACGCGCAGCUUUGUAAAGCGAGAUCAUUGGAUCCUAAAAAGGCGAAAGGGAAAUUGUUGGUGUGUCUUCGCGGAGAUAACGCUAGGGUCGACAAAGGUCAAGAAGCUGCUUUGGCUGGGGCUGUGGGAAUGGUUCUAGCUAACAAUGAUGUUUCCGGGAAUGAGAUAAUCGCAGAUCCUCACGUCUUUCCUGCUACACACAUCACUUACACCGAUGGUCUUGCAGUUUAUCAUUACCUCAAUUCCACCAAGACUCCAACGGCUUACAUCACACAUCCAUCAACUCAGUUGAACACAAAGCCGGCCCCAUUCAUGGCUGCUUUCUCAUCCAAGGGACCUAACAUCAUCACACCCGAGAUUCUUAAGCCUGAUAUAACCGCGCCUGGUGUGAGUAUAAUAGCUGCUUAUACAGAAUCACAAGGGCCAACAAACCAAGAUUUUGAUACGCGUCGAGUCCAAUAUAAUUGUGUAUCAGGAACUUCCAUGUCAUGUCCUCAUGUUUCUGGUAUUGUUGGGCUUCUGAAAACCCUACAUCCAGAUUGGAGUCCAGCAGCGAUCAGAUCCGCCAUCAUGACCACCGCGAGAACACGCGACAAUGUGGUUAAACCAAUCACAAACGCAUCUCACAUUAAAGCAACGCCGUUUAGCUACGGAGCAGGACAUGUGCAGCCAAAUCGAGCCAUGGACCCUGGUCUGGUUUACGAUCUAACCACCACCAAUUACCUUGACUUGUUGUGUGCACUGGGGUACACCAAGGUUCAAGUCGAGAAAUUCUCAGAAACUCCAUAUACAUGCCCAUCUAAGAACAUUAGUCUACUAGACUUUAACUAUCCGUCAAUCACUGUGCCUAACCUCAAUGGUUCGAUCACAGUGACUCGAACCGUUAAGAAUGUGGGUUCACCAGCCACCUACACGUCGCAAGUCUUUAAGCCGGCUGGCAUAUCGGUCCUGGUUCGGCCGAAGAGGUUGAAGUUUAAAAAGAUUGGUGAAGAGAAAAUGUUUAAGGUUACUUUGAAGUCCAAGAAGAGUAGGGCAGCUGGUGGUUAUGUUUUUGGACAACUAAAAUGGUCAGAUGGAAAGCAUAAUGUGAGGAGUCCCAUUGUGGUCAAGACCAUAUGAUUUUUGAGGGUGGGAAAAAUAUUUCAGUAAAAUAAUUUUUGAACAUUAUUAUCAUUGAAAUUAUUUAUUUAUUUUUGGUUAUUGACUUAUUUUAAUUGGAAUUUUAUCACU